Molecule: messenger RNA, 1899 nt
Organism: Triticum dicoccoides
Lineage: Eukaryota; Viridiplantae; Streptophyta; Magnoliopsida; Poales; Poaceae
Product: putative disease resistance protein RGA3
Exons: 7
Coding region: 1-1899 (632 amino acids)
Molecular function (GO): ADP binding
Source: RefSeq, a predicted model, not a curated record
AUGUUCCUUUCCUGGCGCCGUAGCUGGGCAGCGUGGUCGCCAAGGUCGGUGACGCGCUGGUGGGCGAGCUGCUGCGGGCGUGGGGGCCACCUUGCUGCCGUCCAGUGCAUUAUGCUGGAUGCCGAGGCCAAGAGCCGCACCAACCCUGCUGUUCGCCGGUGGAUGACGGACCUCAAGACUGCCGUCUACCAAGCUGACGACAUCCUUGAUGCCUUCCGAUGCGAAGCUUUGAGCGGUCGCGCCGCUCACAUCCACCACUCCACCACACGUAAGGCGCUGAGCUACUUCACCGUCAAUAGUCCGGUUGUUUUCCGUCUAUCCAUGAGCAGGAAGAUGAAGGAUGCCCUUGAGAUGAUAGAUGAACUGGUUGUCGAGAUGAACAAUUUUCACUUCCUACAACUUACCGAGACAUCAACUGUUGAUCAUCCACAAACACACUCUCAUGUUGAUGAAUCAGAUAUAGCCGGCAGACAAGAUGAGAAGGAACAAGUGGUGAAGAUAUUGCUCGACCAUGCCGCCAACAACAAUAAGAAUAACAAUGUCAUGGUGCUUCCCAUAGUUGGUAUGGGGGGAAUUGGUAAGACUACACUUGCCCAACUUGUGCACAAUGAUCCGAGGGCGAUGCAUCAUUUUGAGUUGGUCAUACGGGUCUGUGUCUCUGAUAAGUUUGUUAUCAAAGAAAUUAUUCGAUCUAUUAUACAAGUGGUUACAAUGAACAAGUGUGAAUUGACUGAUAUGGAAGCACUGCAGAAGAAACAUGGUGAAGUGUUGGUAAAGAAAAGGUGCCUCCUAGUGUUGGAUGAUGUUUGGAAUGAAGAUAGACAAAAGUGGGAUGAGAUGAGAUCAUUGUUGUGCUCACGUGUUGGCUCAGGUAGUGCAAUAACUGUGACAAGUCGAAGUGAUCGAGUUGCUUCUAUCAUGGGCACACUUCAUCCACAUAUGAUAUUUGUUCUAAAUGAGGACCAAUCAUGGGAGCUUUUUCGUAGAAGCACAUUUGGAAGCGGAGUGGAAAAACAAGGGGAAUUGAUUUCAGUUGCUAAGAGUAUUCUCCACAAGUGCAAGGGAUUGCCUCUUGCUAUCAAGACCAUAUCUGCUUUACUUCAGUCGAAGCAUCAUACUCAAUGGUUCUCUGUCUUGGAUAGUGAUGUCUGGAAAGAUGAUAUCCUCACAUUUACCGGAAUUGUACCCGCACUACAGCUAAGCUAUUAUCACUUGUCAUCGGAAGCAAAAACAUGCUUUUCAAUCUGUGUUAUUUUCCCCAAGGAUAGCAUGUUGGAGAAAGACACGUUAAUCCAGCUAUGGAUGGCAAAUGACUUUAUUGCAUCAGAAGCAAGAGGCGAACACAUUUUUGAUGUGCUCUCUAUUCUGCAAGAAUCUUCAUCAUGUCAAGAAAACUCCAGUUCAUUACAGAAUGAGGUCCGACAUUUGUCACUUGAGUAUUAUUCAAAUUACAUCGUCUCAACCAUGAAGGAAAUUUUGGCUCCCCUACCCCGUAAGAUCUUAAUCCAACGUUUGGAGCACAUGCCACGAGGUAUUGGUCAGCUGAAUUCUCUGCAGCCAUUGACAAGUUAUGUCAUUGAUAGUGAUGCGAGUCGUGGAAUUGUUCAACUGAAAAUUUUGAAUCUAGGUGGUGCUCUUUCUUUGUCUGGGAUAAGAAAAGUGCAUAGUGCGGAAAAUGCUAAACAAGGCAAUAUGUCCACCAAGCACAAUUUAAAAAGAUUAUCACUUGAUUGGUAUGGAUCUUAUAGCACAAAUGUUGGAUUUGAAGUUGAUACUAAUCCAGAAGGAAUAUUGAAGGCCCUUUGUCCUGGCAAAAGGCGUGAAGCUUUACAACUAUAUAGUUCCACCAUUAUGGCAGCUGCCCUCUCUCAUGUACUUGCGUUUGAGUGCUUUGGUUAG